GGCGCCGCGGCCGUGUCGCUGAGGGCGGACCGCGUCGGGCGCGCUGGGCUGUGCGGCCGUCGCUGCCUGGCACGCGGGGCGCGCCUUGACCCUUCCUGCACUGCAGGCUUCCGACGCGCGCGAAGACCGCGGCUGCGCGGGCGUGAGCUCGCUCCGACCCGACCUGGCUCUGCCUUGAUGAACGGCGGCUCGCGAAGAAGCGUCUCCCCCGGAGUGGGCCGAGGGCUGUGUGGACCUCCGGCCUCUCUGCACCGAGCUGCGGUUCCUAUUGAAAUAAGCAUUCUGACAAACUGCUGAAGAGAGCCUUGAUAGACUAGGUCCAGUUGCCUAGAGAUGCCACAGCUCACAGUGGGGUGGGCCCUGCCACAUCAAUCAUCCAUCAAUCAAGAAAAUGUCCCACAGGCUUGCCUACAGGCCAGUCUGAUUGAAGCAUUUUCUCAGUUGAGGAUAUUUUAAAGAACUGUUGAAGACGAAGGUUUUUAUUUUUGUACGUUUUUUUAAUGGCUUUACACAAUAUUAAAUAGAAUACACUUUGACAUGACGACAAAAAAUAUCUAAACAGUAUGUGGAAGGAAAUGGGAUGUAAGUGUGAGGCCUGGGCCAGGAGCCUCUCCUAUUAAUUCUCGUACCAGAAUUACACAGGAUACAGGAUGGACCCUUUUGCAAAGGGAGUGAGAUAAGGUUGGUUUGACAUCCACAAAUGCAGAACUGAGGGGCUUUAUAGAUCAGAAUUUCAGUCCAACAAAAGGUCAGAAAGUGUCCGAUGUCCCGGAACUGGAUUACAGAUAGCUGUAAGCCACCUUGUGAAUGUGGGAAUUGAACCUGGAUCCUCCACAAGAGCAGUAAAUAAAUACCUACAAGUGGAAUUGCUGGGACAUAUGGUAACAUUUCACUUGUGGCCUUUCCAGUUUCAAGCACCAACUCACCAACAAAGAUUUUACCGAAAACCUUAGGGCCAGUAAAUGUGAAUGUUGGACCCCAAAUGGAAGUCUUUAAGGUAAUAUAAGCAUGGCGUUUCCUCUGGUCAGUUGAAGACUGUCAAUCAUAUGCAGAUACCAAGUUAAAGAUAACAAUUUACUGUCUCUCUGGCUCUAAGGAGAUGGCAGUGUUGAGGGAAGUUGUGAGUCCUGGUGCCCAGAAGUCAAGCUUAGCACAGUUUAUAUCUUCCACAUUGCCUCUGGCUUUACGGAUCUGUCACCAUGAAGAUUAUAAGCACACCACAGAGAAUUACCAAUUCAGGAAGUGUUCUGAUUGGGAGUCCAUAUACCCCUGCACCAGCAAUGGUCACUCAGACUCACAUCGCUGAGGCUGCUGGCUGGGUUCCCAGUGAUAGAAAACGAGCUAGAGAAUUUAUAGACUCCGAUUUUUCAGAAAGUAAACGAAGCAAAAAAGGGGACAAAAAUGGGAAAGGCUUGAGACAUUUUUCAAUGAAGGUGUGUGAGAAAGUUCAACGGAAAGGCACAACAUCAUACAAUGAAGUAGCUGAUGAACUGGUGUCUGAGUUUACCAAUGCGAGUAACCAUCUGGCAGCUGACUCGCAGGCUUAUGAUCAGAAGAACAUUAGACGAAGAGUUUAUGAUGCUCUGAAUGUACUAAUGGCAAUGAACAUAAUUUCAAAGGAGAAAAAAGAAAUCAAGUGGAUUGGGCUGCCUACCAACUCCGCCCAGGAGUGCCAGAACCUGGAAAUAGAGAAGCAAAGGCGGAUAGAACGGAUAAAGCAGAAGCGGGCCCAGCUACAAGAACUUCUCCUUCAGCAAAUUGCUUUUAAAAACCUGGUACAGAGAAAUCGACAAAAUGAACAACAAAACCAGGGCCCUCCAGCUGUGAAUUCCACCAUUCAGCUGCCAUUUAUAGUCAUUAAUACAAGCAGGAAAACAGUCAUAGACUGCAGCAUCUCCAGUGACAAGUUUGAAUACCUCUUUAAUUUUGAUAACACCUUUGAGAUCCAUGAUGACAUAGAGGUACUGAAGCGGAUGGGAAUGUCCUUUGGUCUGGAGUCAGGCAAAUGCUCUCUGGAGGAUCUGAAAAUCGCAAAAUCCCUGGUUCCAAAAGCUUUAGAAGGCUAUAUCACAGACGUCUCUACAGGACCUUCUUGGUUAAAUCAGGGACUACUUUUGAACUCUACCCAAUCAGUUUCAAAUUUAGACCCGACCACCGGUGCCACUGUACCCCAAUCAAGUGUUAACCAAGGGUUGUGCUUGGAUGCUGAAGUGGCCUUAGCAACUGGGCAGUUCCUUGCCCCAAACAGUCACCAGUCCAGCACUGCAGCCUCUCACUUGUUGGAGUCCCGAGGCGAGACCCCCUGUUCAUUCAACGAUGAAGAUGAGGAAGAUGAAGAGGAGGACCCCUCCUCCCCUGAAUAAAGACAGGAGAGAACUCAUGUUUAAUA
Rattus rattus (black rat) is the source of this 2389-nucleotide messenger RNA. RefSeq names its product transcription factor Dp-2 (gene Tfdp2). The transcript has 20 exons. The record is from RefSeq and is a predicted model, not a curated record. NCBI's taxonomy places the organism in Eukaryota, Metazoa, Chordata, Mammalia, Rodentia, Muridae. The coding region runs from base 1200 to 2363 and encodes 387 amino acids. Gene Ontology annotation, biological process: regulation of cell cycle; regulation of transcription by RNA polymerase II. Gene Ontology annotation, cellular component: transcription regulator complex; nucleus. Gene Ontology annotation, molecular function: DNA-binding transcription factor activity, RNA polymerase II-specific; RNA polymerase II transcription regulatory region sequence-specific DNA binding.